Molecule: messenger RNA, 745 nt
Organism: Budorcas taxicolor (takin)
Lineage: Eukaryota; Metazoa; Chordata; Mammalia; Artiodactyla; Bovidae
Gene: STMN2
Product: stathmin 2
Exons: 5
Coding region: 96-635 (179 amino acids)
Biological process (GO): neuron projection development; microtubule depolymerization; regulation of microtubule polymerization or depolymerization
Cellular component (GO): neuron projection; growth cone; cytoplasm
Molecular function (GO): tubulin binding
Source: RefSeq, a predicted model, not a curated record
ACUCAGUGCCUUAUUCAGUCUUCUCUCUCGCUCUCUGCGCUGCUGUAGCCGGACCCUCCGCCUUCGCCACCGCUCAGCAUCUGCACAUCCCUACAAUGGCUAAAACAGCAAUGGCCUACAAGGAAAAAAUGAAGGAACUGUCCAUGCUGUCCCUGAUCUGCUCUUGCUUCUACCCGGAACCUCGCAACAUCAACAUCUACACUUACGAUGAUAUGGAAGUGAAGCAAAUCAACAAGCGUGCCUCUGGCCAGGCUUUUGAGCUGAUCUUAAAACCACCAUCUCCCAUCUCAGAAGCUCCACGAACUUUAGCUUCUCCCAAGAAGAAAGACCUGUCCCUGGAGGAGAUCCAGAAAAAACUGGAGGCUGCAGAGGAAAGAAGAAAGUCUCAGGAGGCUCAGGUGCUGAAACAGCUGGCGGAGAAGCGGGAACACGAGCGAGAGGUCCUCCAGAAGGCUCUGGAGGAGAACAACAACUUCAGCAAGAUGGCAGAGGAGAAGCUGAUCCUGAAGAUGGAACAAAUCAAGGAGAACCGUGAGGCGAAUCUAGCUGCUAUUAUUGAACGUCUGCAGGAAAAGGAGAGGCAUGCGGCGGAGGUGCGCAGGAACAAGGAGCUGCAGGUCGAACUGUCUGGCUGAAGCGACGGAGGGUAUGGCACGCCCCACCAUUAGUAAAUCCCCCUGCCUAUAUUAUAAUGGAUCAUGCGAUAUCAGUAUGGGAAAUGUAUGACAUGGUUUAAAAAAGAACU